GCGCGGUGCCCCGGAUGUGCCCGCCCGCACCGUCCAGUCCCGCGGGUGAAGUGAGGCGCAGCUGGAGCCGCCGCUCCACGGGGACUGUCCCCCCCCUCGCCCUCGCCGCCGCCGCCGCCAUGAACAACAAGUUCGACGCUUUAAAAGAUGAUGAUAGUGGAGACCAAGAACAUCAUGAGAAUAACUACUCACAGAAAGAGAAUGAGAAAGAAAAAACAGAUAAAGAGAAGACUCAAAACAUUACCAAAAGGAAGGCAGUUGUCCCUGGCCCAGGAGAACACCCUCUACAGUACAACUAUACAUUUUGGUAUUCCAGACGUACGCCAGGUCGACCCACCAGCUCUCAGAGCUAUGAGCAAAAUGUUAAACAGAUUGGAACAUUUGCAUCUGUUGAACAGUUCUGGAGGUUUUAUAGCCAUUUAGUUCGACCUGGUGACCUCACAGGGCAUAGUGACUUUCACCUGUUCAAAGAUGGCAUUAAACCAAUGUGGGAGGAUGAAGCUAAUAAGAAUGGUGGAAAAUGGAUUAUCCGUUUGCGAAAGGGACUAGCAUCACGCUGCUGGGAAAAUUUGAUUUUGGCAAUGUUGGGGGAACAAUUCAUGGUUGGAGAGGAGAUAUGUGGAGCUGUUGUUUCCGUUCGAUUCCAGGAAGAUAUUAUCUCCAUAUGGAAUAAAACUGCCAGUGACCAAGCUACAACAGCACGAAUACGGGACACAUUACGACGUGUUCUAAAUUUGCCACCCAAUACCAUAAUGGAAUACAAGACUCACACUGACAGCAUCAAAAAUCAUGGAAGCAUUUAUCGGGAAAUGGAAAAAUACAGUCAGUGAAUGAUGUCCACCUGUAACUGGGCCGAGGAAUAUUGUUGUUUCGUUUUUUUUACACUAAAGCUUUUGCCUAACUUGAGAAUACGUUGCUGGUGUUAAGAGCCCAAAAUGGUCCAUUUUCUAAUAAUAAUCACAAUCUACCCACAUAUUGCAAAUGUCAUAUUAAUGUUGGAACAGACUAGAAAUUUAAAGAGAUUAAAUGCAUAUUGAUGGUCAACAGUAUAAACACAGAAAUUAUACUCACUCCCAAGACUAAAAAUAAUAUUUUAAUAUUUACUUCCCCAGAGUUUCACUCCAUACCAUCCAACCAUCCUGGCUGUACUGUGUCUACUAAGGCGCAGUUAAAGGUUUAGUUAAACUAAGAUUGAUAAUAAUUCAUAAAAUGGUGGAAUUGGUUUUAAGCUAAAUUUUACAAAAAUAAUGACAACAAAUCUACCACUGUUUUCCUUCACCACUUCAUGAAAGUGAUAGUAUCUAGUGGAUGUACUUUUAGCAGGAAAAUCCCACAGCUGCCAUUGAUGAUUCUACAUGAUGAAUGAAGCAUUCAACAUAUUGAAAUAUAAAGUUUUGAUCUUUACUCCCACUAUAAUAUGACGUGAAUAUCUUAUCUUAAUUGAAUGUGGUCUGCGAGUGAAGCCACAAGCUAUCAUUGCUGCAUGGCAUUUAAUUUGGCCCAAAACAGUUAAUUUGUGUUACUCAAAUACACAGUUAAUUGUGUAACACUGACCCAUUUCUUCUAUCCAGAGAUGCUCCCUGUCCUGCUGAGUUACUCCAGCAUGUUGUGUCUACAGUGUAAACCAGCAUUUGUAGUUCCUUCUUACACAGUUAAUUUUAUCUUUGUCUAUUGUAUAUUUUGUACUUGACUAUUUCAAAAUGAAUGAUGAUUAAAAUGUACUUAUUCUUCAGAUUGUGUUCCAAUGUAACUUGCACUGUUUAUAAAGUGUUUCAAAACAA
Leucoraja erinaceus (little skate) is the source of this 1781-nucleotide messenger RNA. RefSeq names its product eukaryotic translation initiation factor 4E family member 2 (gene eif4e2). The record is from RefSeq and is a predicted model, not a curated record. Gene Ontology annotation, molecular function: RNA 7-methylguanosine cap binding; translation initiation factor activity. The coding region runs from base 15 to 830 and encodes 271 amino acids. NCBI's taxonomy places the organism in Eukaryota, Metazoa, Chordata, Chondrichthyes, Rajiformes, Rajidae. Gene Ontology annotation, cellular component: eukaryotic translation initiation factor 4F complex; cytoplasm. Gene Ontology annotation, biological process: translational initiation. The transcript is spliced from 7 exons.